AUGAUCCGCAACACUCUCGUUCUUGCUGCACUUGCAGUCACUGCCAUUGCCGGACCUUGCAAACCCGGAAGCUCUUCCACCGAGCUCCUGUCGACCGCGAUCGGGUCAACCGAGACGUCCUAUGUCGAGACUUCCAUCACCGAAGCAACAACCUCUGCAGCCGCUACCGAGAGCACAGACGUUGUCAGCUCCAUCGCCAGCUCGGAUGCGACCACCACAGCCGAAGCCACCACGACCUCAGGCUCCGAGUCAACAACAGCUGUACCAGACUCCUGUGCCCAAAGCCUCGCCGCACCGGGUGGCCCGCCUGUGUUGACAGAUCGGAUCCAGGACUGCCAGGACUUCAACGUAGUCACAGUCAGCUCAACUCAAACCGUAUACAAGCGCGGCAACGUUAUAAUCAUCCCUACGAAUGCGAUUGUCCGACGUGAUGAAGGCGAGGCCGCAACGACUAUCCUGCCGACUGGUACCCCAGCUUAUGCCACAUACUGCGAUAGUCCAUCAGCGUACUAUGAGGCUUGCUCUCAAUUUGGCGUCACUGCGUUCACAACUACAAUUCCAGAACCCACGACUACUGAAGUUAUUAUUACUAAUUAA
Molecule: messenger RNA, 597 nt
Organism: Fusarium fujikuroi IMI 58289
Lineage: Eukaryota; Fungi; Ascomycota; Sordariomycetes; Hypocreales; Nectriaceae
Exons: 2
Coding region: 1-597 (198 amino acids)
Source: RefSeq, a predicted model, not a curated record